Molecule: messenger RNA, 2637 nt
Organism: Xenia sp. Carnegie-2017
Lineage: Eukaryota; Metazoa; Cnidaria; Anthozoa; Malacalcyonacea; Xeniidae
Product: kinesin-like protein klp-20
Exons: 20
Coding region: 658-2388 (576 amino acids)
Biological process (GO): microtubule-based movement
Molecular function (GO): ATP binding; microtubule binding; microtubule motor activity
Source: RefSeq, a predicted model, not a curated record
UGUUCAAACUGAUUGAUAAGUCACCUUCAAAUGUUCAAUAUUUCGUGACAUUAUCAUAUGCUGUGGGCACUUUUUAAUGUACAUAUGCUCAUCGUUGGCUGUCAGGAUGUCUGAACACAACACAAAGAUGAUACGCCAUUCCUGCUAAUCAGCAGAGGCGUAUCCAGGAUUUUCUGUCACGGGGGGCAAGUCAAAAGGAAAGUGGGGCCAUAGCUGGCGUUAUCAUUCUUGCAUCUCAAUGUUAUUUCAUGUCUGCACACACUCCCCAUUAAGCAUUCAAUCUAAAAAUUACAGUUUAGUGUACUAUAUAUGUAAAUCAUAACAUUUUGGAAUCGCUAAGAUUUUUCUGGGGGGGCUUGGCGCCCUGGGCACCCUUUGGCUACCUCGCCCUGUUAAUGGUGUUGAUAAUCCGUGUAUUCUGGGUGACAUAUUUUCUUAAAAUGACAACAAAUGUUUCACUUACAUCACAUUUUGUGGAGUGGAUAACCUGUUAGAAAUAUCUGGAUUUUUUGAUUCGUUUUAAUAACGCAGUAUCUCUAAACAAAGGUCGCAAAAUGGCAAUAUUUGUCAUAGUAUCAAACCAUUCAUGUACAUGCUCAAUGCUAAAGUAUUUUCGAUAAACUCGUUUUUUCACUUGUAAUUUAGGUCUACAAUGACAUGCUUCACGAUCUUUUAAAUCCAAGUGGACAAAAUCUGAAAGUGUGCAAGAACAGCCAGUUGGGAGUAUAUGUCGAAGGACUUGCGGAAUUCGUGUGCUUCAAUAGUGACGACAUGCAGGAACUAUUCGAGCAAGGCAACAGAGUGCACAAGAUUUUGUCUAGUCAACAGCCGAACACCCAGUACAGACGUGGUAAUUUGCUAUUUAUGGUCGACGUGCAACACAAAGAUCUUAGUGAACAAGAACAAUUUGGCUUUAAAGCUAAAUUAACAGUUGCAAACCUUGCAGACUCCGAUCACCUUCCUGAAACGCUUCAAAAACAGCAAGAAGAAAAUUUUGUGGAAAAAAGCAUGACGUCAUUUAUCAACGUGAUAUCGUCUACUUGUGAUUUGAAUGAAUCCAGUCAAGUUGCUUACGAUCAAGCGAAACUUACAAAUGUGCUUCAGGAAUCGUUUGGUGGCAAUAGUCAGACUUAUUUCAUCGCAGCUAUUUCACCAGCAGAUGCUGAUUUCCAUGAAAGCCUUUCGACCUUACAGAUAGCAUCGAAAAUAAGAAAGAUACGAAACACUUUGACGAAAAAUAAGAUUGACAGCACGAAGAUUAUUGAGGAGCUACGCGUCGAGAUCUCGCGUCUUCGCAAUAAGCUAAUGGAUAAAACUUUUGGAAGGAAUCCAGAUGAAGAAGAUGUCCUUCAUAUGGAGGAAAAAGUUCGCGAGCUUCAGAUUGCAAAGAAACAGACUUGGGAGGAGAAGGAACGUCUCUCUCAUCGUUAUGAAGAGGAGAGACGAAUGCAUUUAGCAAACAAGGGUAUUCUCGGCUGGGUUUUCGAUUCCGUGAAGAAAGAGAGUCAAGAAAUACAAGAAAAGCUUUCUGCAUUGCGCAAGGAAAAAGAUCGGUUAACGAUUGAAUAUAAAGAACGUAGACGAACGGUGGACGAAAUAAAGGACAAUCUUCAAAACAAAAUCACGGAAUACUCAAAACUCGUCGAAAUAGGUAAAAACAAAGAGGAAGAAAGCAAAAGCAAAAUAGUCGAAAUUCAAGGAAUGAAGGACAGAUUAAAACACGAGAAUGAUAACUUAAAAAAGAUCAAAAAUGAAUUGAAAGAAAAUCAGGAAAAGCAAAGAAUCGAGAAAGACGAGGCGAGAAAUCAAACAUCUUUUUUGAAAGGAAAUACAGAACUGCGACAACGUCUUCAGAGUGAAAACAGAGAGAGAUAUGAGAAGGACAACGCUGCGACUUUGGUGGAAGAAGCUGACCGCAUUAAAAUGGAGAGCGAACAAGAAAAAGCAGACAUACAGCUGAAAAGUGCCGAAGGUACGGCAUACAGCACUGAAGAAGGCGUUCAACUUGAAAUGGAGAUUGUGGAGCUGAAGGCGGAACGAGCUGUGAUGGCUUUAAAGAUUCAAUCCCUUGAAAACGAGAAGAAAAGAUUACAGAGCGAUCUUGAGCUUGCUUGUAAGCAACACAAGGAAGAAACUGAGAUACAGCAACUACAAAACUUUCAGACUUUUCGGAAUUAUCGAAGUGUGUUUGAAGAGCAAAAGACGGCGAUCGAGCAACGUUACAGAUCUCUUCUGGAAGAAGCCAUACAGGACGCUGUGUUCCUCUCGGCAACAAAUCAAGAGCUUAUGUUUGAAAAUCAACAGAUAAAGCAAGAUAUGGCCGUGAUCAAAGACAAGUUGACCGUGUCAGGCAUGAGACUGGAUUCCUCCGACUUCGUGACAACAUAGAAAUGUAUAGUUCUCACGGUCAGUGAACGAAGUAAUAUUUUCACAGCGGGAGUAAAAAGUCGAGCUCGCUUUGCUACUGGUGCAAAGUGCCAUAGAAUGUUAUAUUGUAGCUUGUAAAUAUCAAUUAUAUACAACACAUAGUCUUCAAAAUAAUUUGUUUAAAUUUGCUUGUUGUACAACAACGUAUUAGCAUAGCGUCCUCUUCUUAAUAUCUUCUUAGUUUAUUAUAAUUAAAUGUAAGAUGAUGUU